AUGAACUUCACAGUGCUGCGCAAGAUCGCCGAGGGGGCGUGUGCGGAGGUGUUUCUUGUGCAGCUGAAACAACAGGACGUGGUAGCCCCAACCAGCGAGGAGGACAAUCUCGCGGUGCUGAAGCUCGCCAAACCAGGCUGCGAGGUCCCCGCCAUUGUGGAGGCGGUGGAGCUGCGCCGUAUCACAUCACACGGCACACACCCGCACAUCGUCGCGGUGUUCGGCUACUUGGAGGGAGAUCGCAUCCCGCGCGGCCUGCUGCUGGAGUACUGCCGCGGCGGAUCGCUGGGGGACUACCUGCGUGGCGCAACCACUGCUCGACACGCCACCGCCCCACCAGAGAGUGAGGGCUCUGACGAUGACAGCACAAAUAACGGGGCAAGGAGGAAAAAGAGGAGGGGCAGCGGCUGCAAUGUGACGAGUGAGGCUGCAUCAGUCACCAUCCCCGUCGCCGUCGCCCGACGGCUAUUCAGUCAACUCCUGGAUGCAUUGCUAUUUCUUGAGACAAUGAAGCUGUGGCACCGCGACCUCAAGCCCGAUAACAUCUUGUUGACGUCGCCUGAUGUGUCGGAGGCUUCGAUUAAGCUGUCCGACUUUGGCUUUGCGCGCCGAACUCCCUUGAGUUCGCUGCGCAGCGGGAAGACAAGCGCGGUUGGCUCGCCGGCGUUCUUGUCACCAGAGCGUCUGCAUCAGUUUGUGCUCUCGACGCGUGCUGUCACGACCAGUGACGCUGAGGGCCCCGCUUCGUACUGUCGCAGCAGGGCGGAGGUGUGGGCCGCGGGACUCAUCUUAUAUUCGAUGGUGCGCGGGCGCUACUUGUUUGGUUCUGUGCGGUCCGUUGAAGAGCUGAUGGCGGCACAGGCCAACGUUCAGACUACGUUGCAACACGACAGGGGCCUCUGCGAGCCAGGGGCAGAGGAGCUGUUGCAUUUGCUGCAGUCCAUGCUCCAGCCUGACCCGGCGAGACGCGCAGAAUGGCAGGUGGUGAAGAAUCAUCCGUGGCUCUGCAGAGAAACCGGAACCGUCACUGAGGCUACUGCUUCUGCUGUUGAUGCAGGUACCGCUGUGCCACGCGGAGUAUCGAAUAGAAGUAGGAUGCGAUUCUCCGCCGUGUCGAGUGGGCGGGUCGAGCCGGAGCGGGUGGCGUUUUACUCUUGUGUAUCGGAGACGCAUGGGGACAAACUGUCCGCGGUCCAUAACGUGGACCAACUCAUCUUCAUUCCGCUCGACGAGGAGGAAGAGGAAGAAAGCCCAAUAGAACCCUCUUCGGCGUCAAGAAGGGGCUCAUCCUGUACGAAUCACUCCGAGGGAUCUUGCAGCUCAUUUAUUUUUAUUUCUGCCAAUGACUUCGUCGCUGCUUCUGCGCCUGAAGGCAUUUCCACCAAUAAUGAUGUGACACCGGCACCAGUGGCAACCGCGCCGCCGGAUGAUGAAAGCGAAAAGAAAACUUCAACUGAAGAACCACCUUGGGAUUUUUGGACAACGGUAUCACAGCUGUUCUUCAGUGGUGCUGGCUGGUUUACGAAAGAGGCCUGGACGAGUCCCUAG
This is a messenger RNA of Trypanosoma grayi, 1548 nucleotides long. RefSeq names its product putative tyrosine protein kinase. Lineage: Eukaryota; Euglenozoa; Kinetoplastea; Trypanosomatida; Trypanosomatidae. Gene Ontology annotation, cellular component: cytoplasm. The record is from RefSeq and is a predicted model, not a curated record. Gene Ontology annotation, molecular function: protein serine/threonine kinase activity; ATP binding. The transcript has a single exon. Bases 1 to 1548 code for a protein of 515 amino acids. Gene Ontology annotation, biological process: autophagy; peptidyl-serine phosphorylation.